AUGAACAACAACUUCCCCCAAGGCCAGAACUCACAGAACCCGGGCGGUAUGAACAAUGGGAGAGUGUACCUACCUGCACGAAGCAGGAUGAUGCGCCACCACAACGGGAUGCAAGCUCAGACGCCGAACUAUGUCCAGCCGCAGGCGCAGCAAGGCUUUGUCUAUAUCAGCCCUCAAAUCCCGACUUAUCCACUUGCCGUCAAUCCUUAUGGCGGCCAACAACCAAACCAGGCUGGCCCUCCUCCCGGAACCUACAUGCAGAACAACGUCAUGGGUACCGUCUAUGCGCCGAGCCCCUAUAACAACCCUGUCAGCCUGCCUCAUCCUGCGCCCGCAACUCACAAUGUGAUGAACGUCUGGAACCAUCCGGCCGAGGGAGUCAGCCAACUGGCCAGCGUGAGCCCCCACAGCGUGGCGAACCAACCUCACUACGGACACGCUUUCCCGAACAACGGGAUGGACAGGUACAGCAUGGACAGGUACAGCAGGGACAUGUUCAGCCUGGAAGCGUUCAGCAUGGAAACGUUCAGCAUGGACUGA
Molecule: messenger RNA, 540 nt
Organism: Diaporthe citri
Lineage: Eukaryota; Fungi; Ascomycota; Sordariomycetes; Diaporthales; Diaporthaceae
Exons: 4
Coding region: 1-540 (179 amino acids)
Source: RefSeq, a predicted model, not a curated record